AUGUUUUGGAUAUUUUAUAUAUUAAGAUUAGCCUAAUCAUCUUGUUCAUACACCAAUUUUGAUUAAUUCUAAUUGAAUAGCGCUAGCUUUUAUCAAGAAAAGUAGUAUGUGAGAGGAAAUCCAUAUGCCUUUGGUGUAUGGACACAAUAGGCUCCACUUAGAAAAAACUUUUAUGGGAACAAAUCAAAACCAUAUUUUGAUUCAACCCGUAGUCUUGAUGGGUUUCAUAUUCUUAAUUUUCAAAGCGGAGGUAGCAUAUAAACAUUGUUCUAUUAAUAGCCAGUUUAUGUUACAGGAUACCCAAUACUAUCUGGGGUCUUGUCUUAUAAAAUUCAGUAGGGACUCUUUUAUUAUGAGGGAUAUUGGGUUUUUACCUAUUUUAGUUUUAGCUAUAAUAACAAAUACAAUUUUGCAUCAUAUAAUACAGGGGAUAAUCGCUUUUAUAAUUUUUUGAUCACAGAUAGAAGAUUGACUGUAUAAACAACGAAUGUAAAAUUAGAACAUGGAGGUUAAGGAUUAUAUGUCAUAGGAACUAGUAGUUAUAAUCUAAAUUUAUUUUCGGGAAGGAUUUCGAUAAUUACGACAUUUGAAAGUUCAAUUACUUUUUUCUUAAAUACAGAUAAAGUUAAAUUUUAAUAAUUUAUUUCAAAUUGCUAUGUUCCUCCAGCAUGUUAAAAACCUGUGGAAUUAUAUUUCUUUAAUGAAACCUAUAAUUAAAAUAAUUUUACUGUUGCCAAUUAUUAUGUCGAUAUUCCAGGGUUAAUCUAUAAGCUUGAAUUUUGGAUGAAGAGAGAUUCUUAUAAAAUAAGCUCACAAAAAGAAAUCUUAAUAUCUUUUGGAGGUAGUUUUUCAACAUUAGAUCGAUUUUACUAAUUAGUAUUGUUUUGGAAAGCUGUAGAUCAAGAUGUGGGUUUAUUACACCAAUUAGAUUUUUAUGAAUUAGUACCUGGUGAAAAGAUAACUGAUAAUAGUUUUUCUGACGAAACAUACUUUCUUAAACCUAGUAAAAACUUUGAAAAAUGGAGCUAUUUUAAAUAUUAAUUUUGGAAGUUUGGACAAUCUCAAAUAAUUUAGCUUUCCUUGUAUUAAUCUUGCUGUGACACAUGGUAAGUAGUUGAUUUGUUUGACAUUCCUAAUAGCCAAUAAUAUUCUAAUUAUUAGGCCAUAAUAACAAUAUUCACAUAAUAAAAAGAUGUAACUGUACUGCCUUUUGAAGGUUUGAUUUCAAAUUUAAGAUUUACAUAUUGUUAUAAUCUAGAAUAUGUAUUUGGAUAAUAGUCGAACUAAAAUUGUAAUGCACUAUGUAAAACUUGCACAGGGCCUACCCAAUAUGAUUGUGCAUCCUGUUUUGAUGAAUAAAAUAGAUACUUGUAAACUGAUCUUCAUUAAUGUUACUGUAAAUCUAACUAUGAGGAAGCAAGUGGUUUAAUAUGCCAAAAAACCUUUUUAAGCUCUAUAUCCGAGUAAAAAGAGUUAUAUAAAGAGUUCAGUAUAAUUGAGGUAUAGAACAAAUACAAGUGUAGUUAUGGUUAUUUUGAAGUCUGGAAGGAAUUGGAAUUCUUGGGAUGCAUUAUAUGCCCUUAUUUUGGCCAAGGUCAUAAUUCAGUAAAUUGCAUUAAUUGUAUAUUGAAUUCUCACAAUUGGUAUUUAAACCCAAUUUGUAAUAUUGAUUACAGAACUGAUGACUCUAAAUUCUAUUAUAAUCAAUAAUUAGAUUAUUAAUCCUAAGAAAUAUUUAUAAUCAAUUUUGAUUUGAUGGUAACAGAAUAGUGUCCUGGAUGUGAAUAUCUAACUAAAACAAAAAAUUCGCAAUCCAUUAUUAAGAAUGUAAAUGGAUUAAACACCUAUUAUAAAUGCAAAUAGUAUUUAUACCCUAAAGAUAAUUCUUGCAAAUAAUGUGAAAUGAAUUGUAUUAAUUGCAAAGAUGCAGAAAAUUGUAUAGAGUGUAAUUAAGGGUUUUAUAUAAAAAAUGAUCAUUGUUAUCAAUGUCCUUAAGGGUGCUUGUCGUGCAUUUUGGAUGCAGAAUUAGAGUAAUUAAAAUGUUUACAUUGUUAACAAGGCUACUCUUUAGAAAACGAUAAUUGUUAAAAAUGUGGUGAUCUUUGUUAAAUUUGUUAAAAGAAAUUGAACAAAAAUACUGGUAAAGAAUAUAUGAAGUGUUUAAAAUGUAAUUAUAAUGCUUAUAUAUCUCUUGAUGGGGAAAGCUGUUACUUUAAUAAUUUAGAUCAUUGUAUAUACCCUUUCCAAUUUUCCGUUAUGUCUAAUUAAAUAAACACCAUAUAUUAUGAUUUUUAACCUUAAGAAUCUCAACAUAUUAAAACUGGCUGUACCUUCUGUUCAGCUGUUUCCCUAUUGGAUACUGGCAAUAAUUUGUACACCUGUACUCCUUUAGAUUUUUAUUCAAUUGAGACCGGAUGCUAAUAAUCACUGGUAAUAUCUGGGCUCAGAAUUUGUGCUCUUGGUAUCAAUAAUUUAAUGUUAAUUGGAGUUGGAUAUUGCACUCAUUUGAUUCCAAACUGUCUAUUUUGUUACUAAAAUAAUUGGGAAUCUAGUUAUAUAUGUUUUAAAUGUGAAGAUGGUUAUUAUACUGAUUACUAUACAAGUUUUUGCAAGCCAUGCAAUCCAGAAUGUGCUACUUGCAUUUAAGUUGAUUCUUCCAAAAUAGUAAAGUCUGCUAUUCUAAUAUUUUUUCUUACCAUAACAAAUGAAAAAUAAUUAUAUUAUUAGGUUACUCAAAACCCUAAUAAGAAUGAAAUUGAAUUGAUAUGCACUAAAUGUUCUGAUGGCUAUUUUAAACAUUUUGAUAAGUGUAUCUAAAAAUGUCCUGAUAAUUGCAAGGAAUGCAAAAUUAUUAAUGAUUAGUAGGUAUGUAUUUCUUGCAUUUAAUUCAAUGAUUCACAUUACAAUGUUUAUAAUGGAAGGUGCAUUUAAUGUCCUUAAAAUUGUAAUAUAUGUCAUCUUAGAAAUGAUGAUGAAAAAUUAAUGAUCAACCCAUAUUUUAACAAUAAAGAUUUAGAGUAUUUUUCUCAUAAAUGUAUAGCGCCAUAAUCCAGUGACUUAUAUUACGAUUAGGAUAUUCAAUAAUUUAUCAAAUGUGAUGAUAUUAAUGAAUGCUAAAAAGAAAUUAUUAUUGAUAUUCACAUUUAUUGUAACUAAAUUGAUUUAGAUAACUAUCUCAACUAAUUGAAUGAUAAAUAAAAAGUAAUUUAGAGAAAAUUUCACAUUCUUUUGGAAAAUCUGGAUUUAUCAUUAUAUGAGUAUUAUGACUAUUUUCUCUAUCUUAAUCAGAACUUUGUUAAGAUAGUUACUUAUUAACUUACGAUUGCAGAUAAUUAACUAUGUUCUUUGAAAAAGGAACUAAAGAUCUAAUCAAAUUUAUAAACAAAUAUUUUUAACUUGAUUGAAUUAAAUUUGAUUUUAAAUGGAUCUGGUAAUACUCUCUAAUUGAAUAAUCACUUAUCACUUUCAAAUUUUACUCACAUAAGAAUUUAAAAUUUUAAUCUUCAAAUUUAGACUGGAUUUAUAUCAAUGAAUAAUAUUAUUAGUUAUACUGUCUAGUUUGAAACCAUUAAAAUCUAUCAAGAUUAAACUAGUAUUUCAUCAUAAGAGUGUUUAUUCUAAAUUAGGGAAUCUUCUGAAAUUACUAUUUCAAAAUUAUAAAUACUUAAUAUUAAUGUCCAUUUUUUGAAUGGAUUAUUUGUAAUUAAUAAUCAAAAUAUAAAUACUAAAUUAAUAGCACUAGAUAUCAAUAUAAAUCACGUCAAAAUUAUGAAUACGUCAAUUAUAAAUUAUAACACAUCCCAAAAAGUAGAAACUAAAAUAUCAAAUCUGCAUAUUUUAAAUUCCUAAUUUAUAAAUACUACCCUAAUGGAGUAAAUUUACUAAACUGAAAUUAUGGAGAUGGAUAAUUUUAUUUUUGAAAAUUCAAUUCUAUUAAACGCUCAAAGUUUCUUAAAUUUUGAAUAAAUUUAAAAUGUUGAAUUAAAUAGAUUCUAACUUUUAGAAUCAAUUUUACAAAACUCGAAUUUUAUAUCUAGUUCUAAAAUUCUUUUAUUGACAGAAUUCGAUUUAUAAAAACUCUCAUUUGUAGGAUAAUCCACAUUUCUUAUCAAUCAAAACUAGGUAAUUCUUGAAUUAAUAUAAAUUAAUCAUGGUAAGAUCAUAGAUAAUAUUUAUUCUAACAAAUAUGCUUUCAUUCUAUUAUUAAAUUCAGAAGCUGUUUAUCUUAAUAAUAUAGAAUUUAUCAACAAUGCUAUUAAUACUGAUAUUUAAAAAGAUUCUCUUUUCAAGAACAUUGAAUUAUCCUUAAUCAAUAUUUAAUCUAAUACUGUGAUAUUUGAUACUUUAAUGAUUCAGAGAGGAAUAGGCUACUCUGAAUUCACUAUUAAAAAUACAAAUACCUUUAAGCUUAUGAACACUGUGAUAACUUUGCAUUAAAAGUAUUAAUUUUAGAGUCUUUUUAAUAAUCAAGAAUGUAAUUUAGAACCAUUCAAUUAGUUUAUGUAUAAUAAUUUAGUGAAUUUAUAAAACAGCUCGUUCAUUUAUGUUUCAAAUACAAAUAUCACAGAUAUAAUAUUAUAUAAUUCAGUAUUAUUUGAAAUUCAAAUGCUUUCAUAGAUUAGCUCAUCAUACUUUUUUAUCAAUUGCAAUAUUUCAUCCAACAUUUUGCAUCAAGUAAAUAAAUAUGAAAAAGUAUCUUUAAUAUCAAUUAAUUCUAAUUAUUAUUUGAAUUUGAAUAUAACCGGAGUUACAUUCUCUUCCAAUUUAUUAAAUUUAUUAAAAGAAAGUAAUCCUUAAAAACAAAGUCUGAUUUUAUUAGUUGAAGCAUAUUAAGCUAAAAGUACAAUUAGUCAAUGUUUAAUUCAAAAAAAUAUGAUUUUGAAUGGCCAAGGAUCUCUUAUGUACAUUGACGCUGACUUAAUAAAUUUGGAAGACACAAAGUAUUUUCAGAAUUCAGCCUUUGUGUAUGAUACAUUAAAGUAAUUCCUCAGAUGGGGAUUGGCAGAAGAAAUCUUUUUAGAACAUUUAUAGAAAUUAUAUAUUAGUUCUAGCAGUGGAGGAAAUGGAAAUUUUUAAGCCCGAUCAGUUAUAUUGAACAAGAUUUUAUUAUAUGAUUCUCACUCAAUAUAAGGAGCCGCAUUCGUAUUAAAAAUGAUUGAAGAUGGAUAUAUACAGAUUAAAAAUUCACACUUUGAAAAUUUACAAGCUGAAUUAAUCGAAUCUUCAUUAGGAGGAGCGUUUCAUAUCUAAUCUUAAUCAUUAUAUUUAAGAAUCGAUGUAAUUAGUACAAUAUUUCUGGAUAUUUCCUCCAGAACAGGAGGUAGUAUAUUUUAUAUUAUUCCUUCAACAAAACAAUUUAAGAUUUCUUUACUAAAUUCUACAUUUGAAAAUAUUUUUUCCAUUUAAGGAGGUCUAAUUUAUAUAGAAAAAUCUAUCCAUUAAUAACAAGUUAUUCAGAUGAAUAAAUGCAGUUUAACUUAAAAUUUGGAUACAUUUUAUGCAUUUAUCAAUUCUCUAUAGGAAGUAUCAAAUAAUGAACUCGCAACGUUAACAUAACAAUAUUCACUGAUCCAUUGCUAUGAUUGCUAAUUUUAAAUAAGAGAUUUAUAGGUAACAAAUUAUCCACCUACAUCCUUAUUUUAAUUAUAUGGAAGUGCAAAUCUCAAGAAUAUUUCAAUACAAAAUAUUAUUUUUUCAAAUCAAUUAAUACAAUUUUCUCCAGUAGGAUAAUCUGAUUAAAUAAUUUUUCAUAAUAUAGAAUUUUACAACUGUACACAAUUACAGAUUAAUGAAAUGGAUAUUCCUUCAAAAAGAAAUGCAAAUCUCUUAAAUAGCAGCUUGAAUACAACUUGUAAUGAAAAUUUAAUAGAUGCUCCUUCAUCUAUUAUGAGUUUUAAUGAAAGUUUCUCUAAUAUUAAUCAAAUAGCCCUUUUACAAACAUUAUUAUCUUAGAUAUUAUCAUCAACAGUGGCAAUGAUAUUAUUUUAAUUUACAGAUUCAUAUCAAUAACAAAAAAUAAAAAUUUCUGAUAUUACUCUCUAGAACAAUGAAUGCACCAAAUGCUCAAAUGGUCUAUUGAAAUUUGAGAAUAGUAAGAAAAUAUCUAUAAUUAUUUCGUAAAUGAUCAUAUCUAAUUCAUAUUGCGGGAAAAAUGGUUGCAUUUCAUUCAUUUCAUAAGAUAAACGUAUUCUUUAAAGUUAGGUCUCUAAUGGAUCUAUAGCUAAUUGUGCUAUCAGAAUAGAGGAUUUGUAAUGCAUAAACAAUUAAGCUUAAUAUGGAGGUUGUUUGUUUAUCCAAAAUUAAAUCAUUUCAAUUAUAAAAAGUAUGAUAGCUGGAAAUACAGCAGUAUAUGGAGGUGCCAUUUUUACAAAAGGAAUUAAUUCAACAUUAAUUUCAGAUAAUGUAGUUAUUACAAAUAAUUCAGCUUAAUUUGGAAGUGGAAUUUAUAGCUAAGAUAACUUGAAUAGAAAUGUUAAAGGAAUAGAGUUGAUUGAUAAUUCUGGAUAGAAUCAAAUUGACGAGCAACCUUAAUAACUAUAUUUAUAAAUCUUUAAAGACUAAAUAAUAAAACCUACGAUUGUGUAAAAUUCUUAAUAUGACCAAAAAUCUUAAAUCAUUGGAAAAGAUGGAUAAAAUUCAAUUAUUCAUAUACCUACAGGAAUUCCAUUAUCUGAAUACAAAAAAUUUGAGAUAGAAAAGAAUAAAUACAAUUAUCAAACUAUGCAAAUGAGAAUAUAUGCAGUUAAUUCAUAAUUAGAAAUUGUUAGAAACCUAACAAAUACCUAUUGUGAAUUACAAAUAAAUAAUUUGAACAGUAGUUAAUAACAAAAUUUAUCAUUAAAUAAAAAUAAAAUUUACUUUAAUUAAUCAACAUUUUCAUAUAAUUUAGAUGAUUUAAUCUUUUACAUUCCCUCAGAUUCAAAUUAAACCUUUGAAUUUACUAUUAAAUGUAAUAGCAUUUAUAUUCCAAUAAUAAACAAUAAAAACCAUUUAAUAGAGGGAUAUCAUUAAAAUUAUGUUUUGAGUUUAUUGAUUAAGCCUAAUGACUGUUAAAUGGGAGAGUACAGUUAAUCUAAAGAGGAUUAUUGUCAUUAAUGUAUUGUAGACUAGAAAUAAUAUUCUGUUAUUGUAGGAGCUACUAGUUGUCAAAUUGUAGACGAUUAAAAGAUUUAGGAAAUAACCUAAGCUUAAAUAUUUUUAAAAAAGGGUUUUUGGAGAAGGAAAGUGACUACUUCUACUAUAGACUUGUGUUUAAAUAAUCAGCUAAAUUGUAUUGGAGGAUGGGGAUUUGGAAAUGAAUUAUGCUAAUAGGGCUAUCUAGGUGCUCUUUGUGAAUAGUGCGAUUAUUAUAAUGAGAGAGGAGGAGGAAAUUACUAAAGAGAGAGUUUUUUCCAAUGUUAAAUUUGCUAAAAUGAUAGCCUACAAUAGCUAUUUAAUUUAUUGAUCACAAUUUUAAUGUAAAAAAUUUUAUUAAUUUAAGAUUUCUAUGUCUACUUAUAAUAAUUAAUUAUUUAUCCAAAAAAAGGCUUUAAUUUAUUCACUUACAUAUUUAAUAAGGAAGCACUUGAGGGUUAGAGCAUAAAGAUUAUAUUGUUCUAUUUUCAAAUUAUCAGUUUUACAUAAGAAUUAUCUCCUGUAUUUUCAGAUUAAAUCUAAUAGUUAAUUCAUUUUCUAGGAGAUCCUUUUUCAUUGUUAGGAAUAUAUAAAGAAUGUUAAUUAAUAAACUUAGAAUUUAGCGUAAUUUAUUUAUAAAUCUUAUAAAAUUUUAUAUUUUUGCUGAUAUUAAUGACUAUUUUUGUUUGCUUAAUUUUGGCCAAGACUUUUAUGUCAAAAUAAAAAAACCUAAAGAUGGAAUUAUUUAAUUUCAUAUAUCUAAUAUAUAUCUUCGUUGUUGGAAGUUUUUUACGAUCUAUGAUACAACUUAUAGCCUUUAGAGAUAUUUAAGAUGUGUAUUGGAUUUACAAAAACAUUUCAUAUGAUUACACAAAUACAAAUCAUCUUAGAUUAGUAUUAUUUUUAUUUUUACCUAUUGUGAUAUGCCUGGGGAUUGUUUUACCUUUUUUAUUACUACAAAAGUCAAAGUCAACCUUAUUUUUAUCAAAACCAAUUCCUUAUAAAAACUUUGGAUUCUGGUUUACAUCUUACUCAAAAGAUCAUAAGCAUUGGGAAUUUUAUAAAUUUUUAUUGGUAAAUGGAUUGAUAUGCUUAAUCAUCAUGAUUGAUGCAAAUGCUACAAUAAAAGGAGCCUUAUCGUAUUUUCUACUCAUCAUUUAUACUAAAGUCUGUUAAGACAAUAAUAUCUAUUAUCAGAAGUAAAUGAAUAGAUUUGAAAGUUAAUUAAAUAUUAUCAGUAUCAUAAUCUUAAUCUCUUGCACACUGUUUUCUAUUUAGGAAAACUAAGGAUCCAUAUUUAAAAAUAUAAUUUUGAUAUUCAUAAAUUCUAUAUUUAUAUUGAGUGGAGUUUUUAUGAUCCUACAUUUAUGGAAAUUGAAUUCCUUUUAUUUAAGAAAGAUGUUUUGUAAAGGAUUUGAAAGAUUAGGAAAAUUUAAUAAGAUAUUUAUUAAGUAUAACAUAUUUUAAGCUCAUUCAAACAGUUCCAUAUAAUUAAGAAAUUAACGGUUUGAAUUAUUAAAAGCUUUUUUAAAACAGCAAAGCAAAACAUCAUUAUCAAUUAAAAAAGAACAAUAAAGCUCUCAAGAAUAGAAUUAAACUUAAGGAAUUUGA
Messenger RNA from Paramecium tetraurelia, 8724 nucleotides. RefSeq lists its product as uncharacterized. NCBI's taxonomy places the organism in Eukaryota, Ciliophora, Oligohymenophorea, Peniculida, Parameciidae. The transcript has 8 exons. The record is from RefSeq and is a predicted model, not a curated record.